Molecule: messenger RNA, 1730 nt
Organism: Esox lucius (northern pike)
Lineage: Eukaryota; Metazoa; Chordata; Actinopteri; Esociformes; Esocidae
Product: Y-box-binding protein 2-A
Exons: 10
Coding region: 86-1129 (347 amino acids)
Biological process (GO): regulation of gene expression
Cellular component (GO): nucleus
Molecular function (GO): nucleic acid binding
Source: RefSeq, a predicted model, not a curated record
UGUGGGCAUAAAAAGUUUGCUGUGGCGGCCUGAGCAAAGUUUGGAGAUUAGGGGGACGUUAUUGUAAACGUGUUUCCGUGAGAGUAUGACGGACGCAGAAGCGCAGAGCGCCCCAGCGCCAACGCCGGUGGAAGAACAGCCACAGCCGGAGAGAAAAAUUAUAGCCACUGCAGUCCAAGGCACUGUGAAAUGGUUCAACGUGCGCAAUGGAUAUGGCUUCAUCAACAGAAAUGACACCAAAGAGGACGUCUUUGUUCAUCAGACUGCCAUAAAGAAGAACAACCCCAGGAAGUUUCUUCGCAGUGUUGGUGAUGGGGAGGUCGUUGAGUUUGAUGUGGUCGAGGCCGCCAAGGUAGGCAAACCUCUCUCUCUCUCCCCCUCGCAGGGCUCCGAGGCGGCCAACGUGACUGGGCCGGGUGGCGUUCCUGUCAAAGGCAGCCGCUACGCACCUAACAAACGCCGCUUCCGACGCCGCUUUUCCCCGCGGCCUCGGCCUGGCGACGAGAAGGGGGAAGGGACGUUGGGCCCCACGUCCGAGGGUGAAGGGGGAGGGGAGAACGGGGGAGAACGGCCCCCGCCGCGACGACGCAGACCCCGCCGGCCCAGGCAGGAAGGGCAAGAGGGCGAGGCAGGGGAACAGAAAGAGGGGGCGGCAGACAGUGAACAGCAGAGGGCGCCGUCGCGCCGGUUCAGGCCCCAGUACCGCAGGCCAUUCCGCCCUCGCCCGCCCCCCAGGGAGACUCCUCAGGAGGGCGGCCCUGCCACGGAGGUCCCGGAAGGCCAGACAGCCGACGGGCAGAAAGAGGUGAAGAAAGACGCUCAGGAGGGCGAGCAGACGAACGGGGAGCCGGCCGGCGGCGAUGGCCAGAAGCCCCGCCGACAGUUCAGCCGACGCCGGCAGAGGAACUCUGAGUCCAACUCGGUCUCUAAAGAUGGGACUGAGAAGCCAGACUCUGGUUCCAGCACUCCUCCGCAGACCUCGAAACCGACGGACCUCAAAUCCACCCCGAAGUCGUCCCCUAAAGGCUCUCCCAAGAUGUCUCCAAAGACCUCCCCCAAAACCUCCCCCAUAACCUCCCCCAAAACACCGGAGGCACCUGCCACUACAGUUCCAGUGGCCGCAGAAUGACCCUGUGACCCCAGGCAAGAGGUUAGGUCCUAGGGAGGGUUAGCUGGGGGCCCAUUUCAACACAUCCUGCACUAUCCCCACCCCCUCCCUAGCACUCUCCCCUGGUAAACCCCCACCCCAACCUUUUCUUGUCUUGUCUUAGACACCGCAUGUAUGAGGAUGGGCAGCGAAGGGGUAAUAUAGGGGGUUAGGUGUGUAUAUUUAGAUGUGAGAGAAUACACCUUUUUUAGAUAAAUGUCUAGAGGAAAAAAAGUGAACCUGCUUGGAUGCCUAGUUACUCCAUGAAGCCCCAGCUAGUUUUCUUUAAUUGACUGAGAAUGGGCACAAGCAGUAGAGGAGCCAGCCUCUAUUUAAGUUUGAUAACGGGGGAAAGCGACGCUGGUGUGUGAGAGCUGUGGUAUCUCGCCACCCCCCCCUAGAUUCUAAAAGAUGCUGACGCCCGCCCCCAUUUGAUAAUCAUGGACCGGGGGGCUGGUUAAAGAAAUGAUUGUCAUUUUUCAUUUUGUUCUAGUUUGUCAUUUUUGUAUGCAUUUCUUUUGGAGGGGAUCAUGUGCAAUGUCAGUUCAACAAAAUGUCAAUAAAAUCCUGUUUGCAAAAACAA